Molecule: messenger RNA, 1853 nt
Organism: Suillus subaureus
Lineage: Eukaryota; Fungi; Basidiomycota; Agaricomycetes; Boletales; Suillaceae
Exons: 4
Coding region: 359-1621 (420 amino acids)
Source: RefSeq, a predicted model, not a curated record
CUUCCGGAGCUUCCACGACCAGUAGUCUCGGUACUCGCCACACGAAGUCAACACUCACUGGCAGCGCUCAGUGCUCAGCAUCCAACAGGCAUGUCUACACUAGUGGCACAACCUGACAAAAAUCCCUAUAGCAUUCCUUUCCCCCCUAAACACUCUUACAGACACCAUGAAACCAGAAGCAACUCCACGCAAGCUACUACCCACAAGGCAACACAAUUCAUAAAACCAGCAUCCCCAGGUUUACCAUCAGGACCCGGCACUGAACAAGAUGUAAUAUCCAACAAAAUAUCCUUGCUUGGGAAAGAGGAGGCAUCAGAGAACAAACCAGUUAUACAACCUGAGGUCCCUGCCUCUUCAGAUGCCAGCCCAUUGCGUGAUGUCUGCCAGCAGUCCUUUGUUUCUGACCGCACUACCUGCAGUAUGUUCAAUGAAAAUUAAGGGUUUAAUCGACAAAUAUUCUGAUGGGAUUGAAGAUGUCCGCAAGGUAUUGAAUUAUUUAUCCAAACCAACUUUGCACAUGUCCCGCAUGGAAUUCCACGGUGUUGGAGCGCGAGAAUUCGAAUUUAUAGCAGGCAUGGUGGGAGAAACGGGCCGAGUAUCGACGAAGCCCAGGCUGGCUUACGAUUACAACACGCACGUCCUCAUCGUCAACAUGCCCACUGUACUCCAUCAAGUGUCCUUCGACGAUGUGAGGAUUUUCGUCAGUGAUUUUAUCCAUGAUCUUCCCUACGACCCCGAAAUUAUCUGCCCAAUGCUCGAUACGUCUUUGAUGCUGGAGAUCGCUGACGGCUCCAUUAUGCCUGAUAUGGCGAUGACUGUCACCGCUGUGGAGGGACCCACGGAAGUCGUGCUGAUCCCCUUCGUUGCGGAGUGCGCACUCUCGGAGACCGAUGAACACGUAUUCGAAAAGGCAGAAGAUAUCAUCUUAGCGUAUCCGGACGUCAUCUGCAUCGCUGUCAUGCUAGUUCGUGAAGCUAGAGAAUACGCCGCCCCCGAUUAUCGUGAUUCCACUGUCCCAACAGCCCUAUGUGGCGGCACUGACAGUGAUCCGAAACCCCUUACACUGAAGCAGUUCAUCAAUCUACGCACCACGCCACGUUCGUUCGGCGAGCCCACCGUAAUCGGCGAUCACACCUGGUGCCACCUCUCUUCCGUCGAAUAUUUUGUUUGGGUGAAGAGAGAUGAUGGAUCGCCGAUUGAUAUCCGUUCUCAAGAUCCAGGGGACAUGGCGUACGGGAUAGUAAUGCCCGAGAUAGACAUGGACGCUGUCACGGAGAUGCUUGAACGAGGGUUGACUAAGGUUAGGGAUUCUUUCGUCGCUUUCCAGAAGGAGCUCGAGCCUAGCGUCGACUGCACCGCUCUCGCGGAAAGCGAAGUCAGGUGUCGCACCAACUGGCGCCUUGUCUCAAAACGACUCUUCGGUGCUUCGGAUGUCACUGCCCACAAGCGAUAUCUCGCCUGGCACAAAAAGCAUUUCGGCACGGGGAGUGCUGAAUCCUCUUAUGUAGAUUCGGAGCAGGCAGAUGAGGGAGAAGAGCCAGUGGUCGUUGCAACCUCCAAGCGCAAGCGUGCGUGCGCGUCGGCGCUUCCCUGCUCUAGGUACAAAAUCAAGAAGUCUUAACGGGGAUCAUGUACUUGAAUCAGUUCACGCAUUUUGAAUCUUGACUCGAGCGAGUCACGCUGUAUAGAUACAUGUAGUUGCAUCGUAGAAAUCAUUCGCAUCGUUCAUAGUUGACUGCCGCAUCUGUAGUCUUUGCCCCUGACUGUUUCUAUUUAUACGCCACAAUUUAAACGCCCUCGCUGACUAAUAAGCGCGAGCGUAUCGUCGUGAUACUAUCACUCCUGGCCCCUGG